Haliotis rubra (blacklip abalone) is the source of this 4666-nucleotide messenger RNA. Its product is annotated as disintegrin and metalloproteinase domain-containing protein unc-71-like. Gene Ontology annotation, biological process: membrane protein ectodomain proteolysis. NCBI's taxonomy places the organism in Eukaryota, Metazoa, Mollusca, Gastropoda, Lepetellida, Haliotidae. The record is from RefSeq and is a predicted model, not a curated record. Gene Ontology annotation, molecular function: metalloendopeptidase activity.
GAAGGUAGCGGUAUCAACAAAAGGCUUUGAUCACUGUACGCGAGGGAUGGGAUUUGAUUACUAGCAAUAUGACGUGAAUUUUGUGACAGUUUCUAACUUGGAAUAUGCAUAAUUCCAUCGGAUUACUAAUUUUGGUGCUAUGUGUGUGCUGCAUGCACCAAGGAUACGCCGCUACAUAUGUGCGGGAUAUCCCGGGGCUACUCAACGAGUAUGAAUUUAAUCGCAUCAUGGUGAACAGUGUCCCCAAGCCGUACUUGUACGUCUACCCGAAACAGUUACGAGACAAGCGAGUGGUGGGAAUAUCAACCAAGGAGCACAAAGUGAGGCACCAUGGAAUUCAUGAGCACUUCAAACAUGUCACACUUUUACUUACACUGGAUAAUAAAAGAUACAAGAUCAAGUUGGAGAGAAAUGAUGCACUAUUUUCAUCGGGGAUUAUGGUGAAACACUAUGCAGAAACUAACCAGCAGGUCAUCACACAGAACAUCGAACACUGUUUCUACCAUGGCCGUGUCAAGAGGGAUGAAUGGUCCAGUGUAGCGGUCAGCACAUGCAGUGGGAUAAGGGGUGUCAUUCAAAUGCACAAUGAGACGUAUGUGAUUCAGCCGCUCCUGGGGGGAGAUGAAGGUAUGGAGCACCCACAUAUUGUUUUCAAGGCAUCUGUGUCUCACAAGGAAAAGUGUGGUAAUAGUCUAGGCCAGUGGCUGCCGUUCCAUGAACUUCACAAGGGGGAAUUUGAACGGAAACUCAAGUAUUUACGAGCAGUCAGGUAUCAGAAAGAAGCAGCUCCCCAACCCCCGAAGACUUUGAAGCUGGCCAUGGUGCUGGAUAAAGCUGUGUACCUUGGUCUAAAUUUAUCACAAAGUGAAAUGACAACGUAUGCUGUAGAAAUUGCCAACAUUGCCGAUCUGUACUACCGCCAGCUGAACAUGAACCUGUCAUUGACCUACCUGGAGUACUGGAACCUGGCCGACCAGUUCAUCGUCAGCCCCAAGCAGCGCGAGAUGCUCAUCAAGUUCAUGAACUUCAAGAAGGUGGCACUACAAGGAGCCAACUUCGACAUCGCAUACUUCAUGACUGGCAUAGAGCUUGAAGGAAACGCUGUUGGCAUUGCUCUCCCCGACUCUGUGUGUACUGACAGAGCUGUUGGCAUUAGCAAAAAUCCUAAACCAUUUGAGCCCCAGCAAGCAGCCACCAUCUUGGCACACAUGAUCGGACACAAUCUGGGCAUUGAGCAUGAUGAAGAUGCCAAGUGGAGAGAAAUAUACCAUGAAGGUGGCUGUAAAUGCAAUGAUGAGUUUGGAUGCAUCAUGUCUACCCAAGUUCUUGCUGCUGGUGGGCAUCACUCCAGAAUGUUUUCCAACUGCAGCAAGUCUGACCUUGACAUUAGCCUCAGUAUGGAUAUCACUUCCUGUUUAGAUGGGAAACCACCGGUGAACUUCCCCCAAACUUGUGGCAACAGUAUCGUGGAGAGAGGGGAGGAGUGUGACUGUGGGUCUGAGGAGGAUUGUCUGAAGAAUGACCCCUGCUGUGACCCAGACACAUGUCUGCUGCGGUACUGGGCCCAGUGUCGCUCCGGCCCCUGCUGUAGUAACUGCACAGUGUUGCCCAGGACACACAUGUGUCGAGAUAGACAGACAGAGUGUGAUGUGCCAGAGUUCUGUGAUGGGGAAAGAGGAGAGUGCCCCUCCAACAACUACGUUCAAGAUGGCCACCCCUGCAAGAAUGGAACAGGCUACUGUGUGGCUGGCAUCUGCCCCUCACUUCAGCAGCAAUGUCAGACCAUCUGGGGACAAGGUGCCAAAGGAGGAGAUGACCAGUGUUUUGAGAGAUUCAACCCAACAGGAAACUUCAACGGCCAUUGUGGCAAGGAUGUUACCACUGGCAACUAUGCAAAGUGUUCAUCUGAGGACAUCCUGUGUGGUCUUCUUCACUGUGAUGGUGGCAACAAGGAGCCAUUGUUUGGGUCAGAGGGAUUCUCCAAAACAACAGUCAACUCUAAAGGCAUUGAAUAUGAGUGCAAGAUUGUCCACGGCCCAACCAUGAUGGACAUGCCCCAUAUGGGCCUGGUGCAGGACGGCACCAAGUGUGGGGAGGGCAAGGUGUGCCACAACGCACGGUGUGAGCGCAUCAAACAUCUCCCUCCUCUCGGGUGCCCAGGAACAUCUCGCGCCAUCAUCUGCUCUGGACACGGGGUCUGUACCAGAGAUGACACCUGCUACUGUGACAGCGGUUGGGGAGGAUAUGACUGCAGGAUUAAACUCAAUAUUACCAUGACAACCACCAUGCCAGUUACAACCAGCAGCCUAGUAUCAUCCGCCACUACAAAAGGAAUUCAAGUUAUCCCCCUUAACCCGGCGGAGAACCGACUGGCCACUACUCCAGCUGAUCCGUCCGCUGCUCCAGUACUCAAAGAGAUGGACGGCCUAAGUACAAUGUGGCUGAUCAUCAUCCUGGCAUCCGUGGUGGGCGGUCUGGUCCUUGUCCUCAGCCUCACACUCUUUUGCUACAGACGCCGCAUCCCGAGCAAACUGCAAUCAGCAGUGACCAAGGGGUUGCUGGGUAGCAAAGAUGGUGGCAUGGAUAAGAAGAAGGCUGGGUUUGUGAAUGCCAAAUAUAUUGGCUUGGGUGGUGUGCUUCCCUCGUACAGGCCUGAUGCUCUGUUUGGGAAGAAGAAGAAGCGCAUGUCAAGUGAAGAUGAAAGUGACAUCGGAGAGCUACCUCCCCCUCCCAUAAUCAUAUCUGACCCUAACAGUGCCCGCCCGGAAAAGGGAAUCCUAAAAAACUCCAUGAUGAGACUGACAGGGGAGGAUAACCGGAGAAGCAGUGACUCAAAUGGAGAUCAAGAGAGUGUGGGGCCUUAUAUGUAUGAUGAAGAUGAUGAUUUAGAAGCUGAAGAAAUCCGUGAAAUUCUCGGAGAGGAUGACUUUGAACAGAGUCUUGAUGCUCUAGAUCAGUUGCCUGAAUCGUCAAGUUUCGACUUUGUGUUGCCCCAGCCCCCCCAUCCCAGCUUUGGGAUGCCCUGCCUUCACCCCUCACCCCCACCCCCAAGAAGACUGGGGCGGUUAGAUCUGCCACUGACAACAGACUAUCAGCAUCAGCCUCUGUUGUGGAAGGGAACUGGUUAUCCCAUUUCUCCACCCCGAUCGAAAAUUGUGCGUUUGAGAAAUCUUGAUGAGCUGAUUCGCCAGAUUGAUAAAAACACUAUAGACUUGUCACCUUCACCAGAUGAACCCCCUGUUCAAAUAUCGCCAUCAACAUGUACGUCAGAGGAUGUGCGCAGUAGUGAGACUGAGGCUGAGAGACAUUAUCACAGUGCACACUCUCAGUCCGACCACAGUCCCACCUCCUUCACCAGUUCAAGCACACGAGACACAGCACGGCCAAUUCUUGGCAACCUCAGCCAAUAUCUGCUGAAGCGUAAUGACUUUAAUACUGUUGACCAUCAGACUGGGGAGGACAAUGAACUUCAGCCUCAUCAGAUUGAUAUCCCCCCACCUAUGAACCCGCUCAAUCUGAGAAAUAUUUUCAACAUUGGGCAGCCCCCAUUAAACAGAGACAAUGAGACUCCUUUAGGAAGUCAAACUGGAGAGAACAGUUCUUUAAAUGGCACUUCAAAUUCUCGUAACGGAUAUGAGAAGAGCUCGGGAUAUGGCAGUGAACAUGAUGCUGAGAGAUUCAGCAUUGAGGACAUCUCUCGAUCACAGUCACGGUCUCAGUCAGCCUCCCCACCUUCUUAUAGUGCUGUUAUAAGAACUGGUCCAAACCAGAUAAAGCUGGUUCCUGCUGGUCACCGUGUGGUUGAUGGCAACCAUCAAGACCUUCACAAAAUACUUGAUGGACUACCACGAAUUGAUGCAGGCACAUUUGAACGAAGUCCCAUUCAAACCAGCAGCGUUAACACACCCUCCACUGGGCCAAUACCUGCUUCAAAAUUUAUGCGAGAACAAGUAGAUAUGGCAAGCACCCCAUCAACAGGUCCCAUCCCCGUGUCGAGAACUCUGCGCGAUUAUGCUUUUGAGAGCGGCAACAAGCCGUGCAUAGAUAGAAGUCUGGAAGAAAUACCUCAGGACUUCUCCGUGGACAUGAAGAACAUGAAGAAACAUCACAGAAAGUCGCUGAUCAAGUCCAAACGUCCAGUGAGUCUCAGCGUCAGCAAGCACAGUUCCGACUCCAGCAGUCAGGAAACAGUUAACGAAGGUGUCAUGGUGGCAUAAUAUCAGAAUGCCCACUUUGUUGAAUAGCUUAGAACAAAUACUCACUGACUUUUGCCUUGUUGUAGAGAUAUGUGUUGAAAGGUCAAGUACAUGUAGUUUUUUGGAUAACAUUAUUCAGUGGUUGUAAACCUGCCUUGGGUUUCCAAUGACUGCUGUUUCUUGGUAUAGCUCCCAUCCUGAAGAGAUCUUCAGAGGACAGCAUGUGAAAAGACAGUUGCUGGUCACUGUGAGUUCCAGCAUUAACACUCAUAAUCCUGCUGUUGGCAUCAAAGGUUACUCUUGUUAUGUAAAAUGUACUGAGAUGAGAGGAAUGUUUGUCAUGUAGACCUGUAUGAUAAACUGUGGAAAAAAUGGCUCAAUUUCAUGUGCUGCAACCUGUGAAGAUCGGGGUUAGAAUUGAUCUUCAGUAACCCAUGUUUGUCGUAAGAGGCGACCAACGGGAUCGGGUG